Messenger RNA from Daldinia caldariorum, 689 nucleotides. RefSeq lists its product as uncharacterized. Lineage: Eukaryota; Fungi; Ascomycota; Sordariomycetes; Xylariales; Hypoxylaceae. Bases 149 to 493 code for a protein of 114 amino acids. The transcript has a single exon. The record is from RefSeq and is a predicted model, not a curated record.
CCCCGUCUAGGUGCAGCUGCAGGUGUAGAUGCAGAUCCUCUGACCUGACAUUAGAAAACGCCUAGGCCGGGGGCGAUUUAGGGGGAGAAGGGUGGGAGUGGGAGUUCUGGAAGUUUUCUAUUAGUUAGAACACAGUACGUAUGAGAGUAUGAGAGGACGGGUAAUGACUCUUUUACUAUUUUACUUUAUUACAUAUGUUUUUGUUUUUCUAUUUCCAAAGAGAGAGAAAAAAAAGUUUUGGGUGGGAGGAAGAAUGGUUAGACAGCGCCAGCCGUAUGAUUUUUUUGGAUUUUUUAUUUUUUUCUACACUUCUUUCUUCGCGUUACAUUCGACUAAACAAAACCGUGUACUAUUACUUACAUACUUUCUGUCAAAAUACCCCCUUUUUCUUGGUACUUUAUUCACUGUAUUAUUACUAUUACUAUUAUUAGUGCCUGCUAUCGAAUUCGUUAUAGUACCGCCUACGAAUAGAUACCUAUCAUACCUGCCUUAGUAAUUAUCUACCUGACUUACUGCAGCUCUUGAUAUUGCCUAACGUAGGUAUGUAUAUGAUCGUCGUACAGUAAGGAGGAUGGCGCAAGGGCGACGAGCUGAGGUCUUACCCCGGGUGUAGGUAACGUUUUCUCUCCAGCUAAUAUACGAUUACCUUAUAAUACAUUAGGUAAGAGGUAUACAUCUCUACCGAGAUU